Molecule: messenger RNA, 1557 nt
Organism: Capsaspora owczarzaki ATCC 30864
Lineage: Eukaryota; Filasterea; Ministeriida; Capsasporidae
Exons: 2
Coding region: 1-1557 (518 amino acids)
Biological process (GO): regulation of transcription by RNA polymerase II
Molecular function (GO): RNA polymerase II cis-regulatory region sequence-specific DNA binding; DNA-binding transcription factor activity, RNA polymerase II-specific
Source: RefSeq, a predicted model, not a curated record
AUGUCGCAUAUCAGCAUGGACACCUCGACCAGUAUCCACAGCAACCAGAAUGGCGUGAAUCUCGCAACGAGCAUGCUGAUUCAGGCGGCGUCCCACUGCGGGCUGUUCAGUUCCUGUGGGACCAACGACCGCGCCGCCCUCUCCAACCGCUGGCGUGAACCGAGAGGCUAUAAACGUUCACUUGCGGAAUCCAAUGAGACUGAGACCAAUCUGGCCGAGACCAUGAGUACCAAAUGCCGCAUUGAACCGCAGUCGGAGCUGCAGGAGGCACAAGCCAUUUUGGACAGAUUGGACAACACGAAUCCAUGGAAAGGGUACAUUGCUGCAAUGGCGCAGCAAACAGGCCAUGUCGAUCUCAAGCUUGUGCGAUGGGCGGACUCAAACCACUUUCCGUGGGACGCGUCUGUGUGCUCAACAGCCGCGCGUGUAGGACGUCUUGAUGUGCUGCAAUGGGCUCGCGCAAAUGGCUGUCCAUGGGACGAGUCCAUCUGCACCAUAGCAGCUGCGCUGGGCUAUCGUGAAACAUUAAAGUGGGCGCAGGAAAACGGCUGUCCAAUGAACCAACCUGUCUGCCAGGCCAUUCUUCGAAAAGGACUCUUUGGCAAUACUUCGGCACCUCGUCCAGUCAGUCCGAACUCAUACGUCGCCCAACAGAUUCGCAACAACACUCCUGCGAGCAACAGUGCAGUCUCUCAAUCUGCACGAGCACUUGUGGCAGGCUCUUCAGGCAGCUCCGCUGCUGCCAGUGUCUCGGCUGGAGAAGGGUCGAUGCUGAUCCCAGCUGGUCAAACAGAGCUCGGCGGGAACAAGACGUCCAAGGCGAGGUCGGAUGAUCGGUCUGUUCGUGAUAGCACUCCGCAACUCGUCGCCCCUGAACGGUUCGAUCCGGACUGGUACUCGAAAUACGCAAUCGACAAUCCCCAAUGCGUGCGUACCGCGCACUUGACCAAGGAUGAGCGGCAGAACAUCAAAGACGGCGACUUUUUCAUUUUCGAUUGGGAAGAAGUGACGAGGGUUCGAGACGGGCUGCCAUACCACAAAGGCUACACUUGUUGCAACGGACUUGUUGUAUACAAGUCUGUACAUCCCGGCGGCCUGUAUCGAACUGUGGCCAAGCGCCCCCCGUUUUUGAUUGUGUUCUACAGUCGUACAUCACCCUCGCAAAAACCUUCCUUCUCCCAAGCCCGCUUAGCAGCUGAGCAUCCAAUGAUAACUCAAGCGUUUGCGACUACUACAACGAUUCCGUUUGAAAGCCGCGGGGAGUCGGACAACAAGCGAUUCCGCUUUGAUGAUGACGAUGACGAGCCCAGCUCUCCGGGAAGCUCAAGCACGUUGGCUCCGGAGCUGGUCGACAAUACUCCUCGCCGAUCGAACUUGAGAAAAGCAUCCGUUGCCAUCUUGAAACAGUGGCUCUUGGAUCAUGUAUCCAAUCCCUACCCAACCGAUAUCGAGAAGGAUGCACUUGCACAAGCCACCGACCUCAAUGUGAGCCAAGUCAACAAUUGGUUUAUCAACGCUCGCCGUCGCAUUUUGCAACCUCUGCUGCUCGGCGAGUAA